Molecule: messenger RNA, 2517 nt
Organism: Aspergillus lentulus
Lineage: Eukaryota; Fungi; Ascomycota; Eurotiomycetes; Eurotiales; Aspergillaceae
Source: RefSeq, a predicted model, not a curated record
AUGCACCUAAUCCCCAAGGAGCUGGACAAGCUCGUCAUCUCGCAAUUGGGAUUUCUCGCCCAGCGUCGUCUUGCACGCGGUGUACGACUCAAUCAUGCAGAGGCAGCGGCUCUUAUUUCAUCGAAUCUUCAAGAGCUGAUUCGCGAUGGCCACUACUCGGUGGCCGACCUCAUGUCCAUCGGCAAAACCAUGCUCGGCCGUCGCCAUGUCCUUCCCUCCGUCGUACAUACUCUCGUCGAGCUCCAAGUCGAAGGAACCUUCCCCACAGGCACAUAUCUCGUGACAGUCCACCAUCCCAUCAGCAGCGAUGACGGCGAUCUGGAGAAAGCGUUGUAUGGCAGCUUCCUUCCCAUUCCACCGGCGGAUACGUUCCCAGAUCCGAACCCAGACGACUACCUCCCGGAGAAGAUGCCAGGUGCUGUGCUGCCAGUGAAGAACGAACGGAUUACUCUGAACGACGGCCGCAAGCGCAUCAGGCUGAAGGUGAUGAGCAAGGGCGACCGCCCGAUCCAGGUCGGCUCUCACUAUCACUUCAUCGAGACCAACCCUCAGCUUCAUUUUGACCGUCUGCGGGCCUACGGAUACCGGCUCGAUAUCCCCGCUGGGACUUCGGUACGAUUCGAACCCGGUGACACCAAGACGGUCACGCUGGUCGAGAUUGCCGGGAAUCGCAUUAUCAAGGGUGGCAACUUCAUUGCUUCUGGAAAGGUUGAUAUCAGUCGAGCCGAGGAGAUCAUGCAGCGCCUGCAGGUCGAGGGCUUCGCUCAUGUCCCCGAACCCGCACCGACCGCGGACAGUGCGCUGAUUACGCCUUUCACGAUGGACCGAGAAGCUUAUGCGCGAAUGUUUGGACCCACUACCGGUGAUCUGGUCAGAUUGGGGUUGACCAACCUUUGGGUUCGGGUCGAAAAGGACUGUACGGUUUAUGGAGACGAGUGCGCGUUCGGCGGCGGCAAGACCCUUCGCGAGGGUAUGGGCCAGUCCUCGGAGAGGUCUGAAGCCGAGUGUCUGGACACCGUCAUUACGAAUGCGCUGAUCAUUGACUGGAGCGGAAUCUACAAGGCUGACAUUGGUAUCAAGAAUGGGCUGAUCUCUGCUAUCGGCAAGGCUGGCAACCCGGAUAUGAUGGACGGCGUGCAUCCGGACAUGAUCGUGGGCUCAUCCACCGAUGUCAUUGCGGGAGAAAAUAAGAUCGUGACGGCCGGCGGGUUCGAUACUCAUAUUCACUUUAUCUGCCCUCAGCAGGUGGACGAAGCGCUUGCUUCUGGUAUCACCACGUUUUUGGGCGGAGGGACCGGUCCGUCGACGGGCACGAACGCGACGACCUGCACGCCUGGACCCACGCACAUGCGCCAGAUGAUCCAGGCGUGCGACAGUCUCCCGAUCAACGUCGGUAUCACCGGCAAGGGUAAUGACUGCGGUGGCAAGAGUAUCGAGGAGCAGAUCCGUGCUGGAGCGGCCGGCUUGAAGUUGCAUGAGGACUGGGGGUCAACCCCUGCUGCGAUCGACACCUGCCUGGACAUGUGCGACAAAUUCGAUGUUCAAUGCAUGAUCCAUACCGACACUCUGAACGAAUCCGGGUUCGUGGAGCAGACCGUCAAGUCUUUCAAGAACCGCACCAUCCACACCUACCACACGGAGGGAGCCGGCGGUGGCCACGCACCCGAUAUCAUCUCCGUCGUGGAGCACCCCAACGUGCUGCCCAGUAGCACCAACCCAACGCGCCCCUUUACCAUGAACACCUUGGACGAACACCUGGACAUGCUGAUGGUCUGCCACCAUCUAUCCAAGAACAUCCCCGAGGACGUCGCCUUCGCCGAGUCCCGGAUCCGCGCCGAGACCAUCGCCGCCGAGGACGUCCUCCACGACCUCGGCGCCAUUAGCAUGAUGUCCUCGGACUCGCAGGCCAUGGGCCGCUGCGGCGAGGUGAUCCUGCGCACCUGGAACACCGCGCACAAGAACAAGGCACAGCGCGGACCCCUCAAGGAGGACGAGGGCACCGGCGCGGACAACUUCCGCGUCAAACGCUACAUCAGCAAGUACACCAUCAACCCGGCCAUCGCGCAGGGCAUGUCGCACCUGAUCGGAAGCGUCGAGGUCGGCAAGCUCGCCGACCUGGUCAUCUGGUACCCCAGCACCUUUGGCACCAAGCCCGCCCAGAUCCUGAAAAGCGGCAUGAUCGUCGCCUCGCAGAUGGGCGACCCCAACGGCUCCAUCCCCACCAUCGAACCAGUCAUCAUGCGCCGCCAGUUCGGCGCCUUCGUCCCCAGCACAUCCAUCAUGUGGGUCUCCCAGGCCUCCAUCGACGACGGCAUUGUCCAGUCCUACGGCCUCAAGAAACGUAUCGAGGCCGUCAGGAACUGCCGCAACGUCGGCAAGAAGGACAUGAAGUUUAAUGAUGUCAUGCCCAAAAUGCGGGUUGAUCCGGAGAGUUACGUCGUCGAGGCGGACGGGGUGCUCUGCGAGGCGGAGCCCGCGGACGCGUUGCCCUUGACGCAGGAUUACUUUGUUUACUAG